AUGAAAUUGAACAAAUAUGCAAAAAGUCAGGAUGAUGAUACUGCUAGUACUAUUACUAGUACGGAAAUCCAAGGAGGCGCCCAUACCCCAAGUUACUACAACAGUGGCUUCAGAAAACACCACGGCAGCGACGGAUGCUACUACGGCGGCUUCGGACAUAACUACAGCGACUCCAUACACCACCACGACGACAGCGGGGACCACCACGGCGGCAGCAAGCAUCAAAAUAGCAGCUACGGGCACCACUGCAGCGACUCCAGACACUACCACGACAACUGCCGCUCCAACCACCACGACAACUGCCGCUCCGACCACCACAACAACUGCCGCUCCGACCACCACGACAACAACUGCCGCUCCGACCACCACGACAACAACUGCCGCUCCGACCACCACUAUCAUCACCCAGUCGCCGACGACGAUUUUCAUUAA
Messenger RNA from Darwinula stevensoni, 432 nucleotides. NCBI's taxonomy places the organism in Eukaryota, Metazoa, Arthropoda, Ostracoda, Podocopida, Darwinulidae. The record is from the annotation of a GenBank genome assembly.